Rhineura floridana is the source of this 2115-nucleotide messenger RNA. Its product is annotated as zinc finger protein 79-like. Gene Ontology annotation, molecular function: DNA-binding transcription factor activity, RNA polymerase II-specific; RNA polymerase II cis-regulatory region sequence-specific DNA binding. Gene Ontology annotation, biological process: regulation of transcription by RNA polymerase II. The record is from RefSeq and is a predicted model, not a curated record. The coding region runs from base 262 to 855 and encodes 197 amino acids. Lineage: Eukaryota; Metazoa; Chordata; Lepidosauria; Squamata; Rhineuridae. The transcript has 2 exons.
UUUCCUGCCUCGCCUCUCUGCGAGAAAUGUAGGCUGGAAGCGCCGGAGGAGCCCCUCGUCGUGCGCAGCGAUGUUGGCCAGCGGAGUUGCAGCGGGGGAGCCUCGAGCCAAAGGAUACAUCUGGGGAGUCAAGGCUGAGGGAGAACCAUCUGAAGUAUCACUAGAAAAAUAACUCACACAGGGGACAAACCUCAUAAAUGCUUGGAAUGUGGAAAGAGCUUCAGUCGGAGUGACAGCCUUACUUCGCAUCAAAGAACUCACAUGGGAGACAAACCUUAUAAAUGCUUGGAGUGUGGAAAGAGCUUCAGUCAGAGUAGCCACCUUAUUAGGCAUCGCAAAACUCAUACAGGGGACAAACCUCAUAAAUGCUUGGAAUGUGGAAAGAGCUUCAGUCGGAGUGACAGCCUUACUUCGCAUGAAAGAACUCACACGGGAGACAAACCUUAUGAAUGCUUGGAGUGUGGAAAGAGCUUCAGUCAGAGUAGUGCCUUUAGUAGUCAUAAAAGAACUCACACAGGGAACAAACCUUAUGAAUGCUUGGAGUGUGGAAAGAGCUUCAGGCACAGUAGUACCUUUAGUAAACAUAAAAGAACUCACACAGGGGAUAAACCUUAUGAAUGCUUGGAAUGUGGAAAGAGCUUCAGCCACAGUAGUGCCUUUAGUAAACAUAGAAGAACUCACACAGGGGACAAACCUCAUAAAUGCUUGGAAUGUGGAAAGAGCUUCAGUCGGAGUGACAGCCUUACUUCGCAUCAAAGAACUCACAUGGGAGAGAAACCUUAUAAAUGCUUUGAGUGUGGAAAAACCUUCAGUCAGGGUGACCAACUUACUUCGCAUCACAGAUCUCACACAUAGGACAAACGUUAUAAAUGUUUGGAGUGUGGAAAGAGCUUCAGUCGGAGUAGCCACCUUACUAGGCAUCAGAGAUGUCACACAGGAGACAAACCUUAUACAUGCUUCGAGUGUGGAAAGAGCUUCAGUGACAGUAGUGCCUUUAGUAAACAUAAAAGAACUCACACAGGGGACAAACCUCAUAAAUGCUUGGAGUGUGGAAAGACCUUCAGUCAGUGUGGAAACCUUACUUUGCAUCAAAGAACUCACACAGGGGACAAACCUUAUAAAUGCCUGGAGUGUGGAAAGACCUUCAGUCGGGGUGACCAACUUACUUCGCAUCACAGAUCUCACACAGAGGACAAACCUUAUAAAUGUUUGGAGUGUGGAAAGACCUUCAGGUGGAGUAGCUCCUUUACACAACAUCAAAGAACUCACAAGGGACCAAUGUUAUCGAUGCUUGGAGUGUGGAAAGAGAUUCAGUCAGAGUAGCUACCUUACUUCUCAUCAAAGAAGUGUUACGAUUGCUUGGCUAACCCCAUUUUGGUUCAAGUGGAACCCAGGAGGUGCAAGGCCAGGAACUAUAACUCCCACCCCCACCUCUCACACCCCUGCCCCGCUGGUAUGGCUGGUUAUGAGUUCCACAGGUGUUGUGCGAAGAACAACAAGGGCAGCGUUAAGAAACAGAAUUAACCAAAAGCUACGGCAUAAAUGUUAUCUUCUUCUUUGGCAGACUUCCCUCACUCACCGUAGAAUCCUCCAUUGUUCAUUCUAAGGAGCCUUAGUUUUUCAGGGUCAGUAAGAAACUCUCAUGCAGGCACACACACACGCAGAAAAUCAGCAGAUUCCCAGUCCCCUCCUUUGCAGGAGGGGGAGAGUGGAAAAAGUCUUUUAAAAAUGAGGCUUGAAUCUAGAGAGAGAAGGAGAAGGGGGGGCAGAGAGAUCAGAGCUCCACCCUGUGUGCUACGCUCUCAAGGACUGCAUGGAGGGACUGCAGGGACAGAACCGGGGAGACUCUGGGUCUUGGUGCAAACCCUGGAGACCAAGAGAUUCCUUCCUGGUUUUGGAUCAGAGCUCUUCCACAUAGCUUCAGCUGUACUCAGCCGCCCACUCAGGGCCUAGGAGAGGUAAUCAUUCCUACUUUUAAUAGGAAUAGGGUUCUUUAAUCUCUUUAGUUUAAAGUUAUGAAUGGGUUAGGAUAUCAAUGAUUAAUGCUGCCACGCACCCAAGUAAUUCUGUAACGCUGUUCUACUCUUUUUCUCAAUAAAAUCAAGCUUUGCUUUA